Messenger RNA from Calypte anna (Anna's hummingbird), 1037 nucleotides. RefSeq names its product small leucine rich protein 1 (gene SMLR1). NCBI's taxonomy places the organism in Eukaryota, Metazoa, Chordata, Aves, Apodiformes, Trochilidae. Bases 120 to 449 code for a protein of 109 amino acids. The record is from RefSeq and is a predicted model, not a curated record. The transcript has 2 exons.
GAUGAUGGCCUGAGCAAAGGGCAGAAUGUGGAUGCAGAGAAAAAAAGGAAGAAAGCAGAAUAAAUAAGCUCCACACCUGGAAACCUGAAGGAUCUUGCUCACCAUUGCCACAGAGAAAAAUGAGAAUGACUUACGUACUCUCGGUGUUUUUGAAUGAGCUGCCUGGCUAUGUUCUCUUUGCUGGGAUCUUUAUGCCAGUGACUUUACUCCUGCUGCUGGUAAUUGUCUACUUCAGGACUGAACUACUGGAAGUUAAUAAGGAACUGGCCAAGGCCCAAGACCCCGGAAACGCUCACCAGAAUUACUAUGGCCAGUGGCAGAAACCCAGGAGGCCUUGCAUAAAGAGAAAAAAUGCAAAAACUGAAGGACAUUUAAGGGUACCUCGCAUCUCAGGAAGCAAGAUUAAACCUAGAACUCAGCUCUGCAGGUUUCAAAAUAACCAGCUGUAGAUAAAUACCACAGAGGAAAACAAAACAGAGAGAAAUUAGUGCUGCACUGUACAAACGAAACAGCUGCUGCAGUUCAAAAAGGUCUUUUAGCAGUUUUGCUUUCUCACAUGAGGCCAAGUAAGCAGUGCUUAAAGCAGCUCCUGGGACACCAGAGACCUCCUGCAAUGUACUGACUGCAUCAGUUCCCUUCCAUGAGGCAGGAUUUUGGGGGAGGGAAAGGACCUUGCACACUACCCCUUCCCUGGCCUACUGAGAAUAAAGCUGUCUAACAGGUUCCUGAGAAAGCUGAGCUGGCUUAUAUAAGGCAGGCAGUCUAAUUCAAUUGAAGAUACAUAAAUAGCAAGCACUAACAUCUAGGAAAUUGAGAAGGGAACACUUUGUACACUUUGGGAAGAUUUGUGAAGUUUUGCAUAGAAUUUGGAAGCAAAGUGGAACAAUGAAGGGAAACAAAAGGACUGCUCUCUGCUGACUGACCAUGCCAAAUUCUGAAACCAUGGAUUCAUUCAGUACUCCACAAACCAGCUAUCAUUCCAAUUUAAGGACAAACUGAUGAUUUUUCUAAUUAAAAACCCCUAAGUAUGGACCCUU